AUGGAGAAGAUCAUCGAAGCAUCCAUAGUCCCAUGUCGAAACUCUGUUCACAGAUGCAAAGAAACAACCACAUACGGAUACCAAUCAAGCAGCCACGAGAAGCUCUGCGCUUACAUCCCAUGCUCUUGCCCAUUACCAAACUGCAACUACAUCGGCUCUUACACCGAUCUCAAAAGCCAUGCUCGUUCUUCGCACUCUCGAGACGAGGACUACCUCAUUCCCUUUGCGUUGAACCAAUCUUUGAUCUUUGGCAUUGACCUCAAGAAGAAAGAGAACGUGACUGUUUUUCAAGAAGAGAAGGAUGGUGAUUUGAUCGUGGUUCAAGGGUUUAAGAGAUCGCACGGUGCGUAUGUUACUGUGAGCUGUAUUUCUCCUUUGACUCCUGGAUUGCGCAACUUCUCUUGUAGUCUUGCUAAGCUCAAAGAGCAUGCGACGUUAAGGCUCGGAUUCAUGGUGAAGAAAAUCCAGAAAGUGGGAGUGCUGCAAGAAGGAGAAGAGCCCAAAGAUGGCUUCAUGUUGAUUCCGUCUUAUAUGUUGACUACUGAUCACUUGAAGAUGCAGAUUUGCAUUGGGAGUGAGUAUAAGUAUAUUCAUAUCUGA
Molecule: messenger RNA, 600 nt
Organism: Microthlaspi erraticum
Lineage: Eukaryota; Viridiplantae; Streptophyta; Magnoliopsida; Brassicales; Brassicaceae
Source: the annotation of a GenBank genome assembly